AUGGAUAAAGCACUGAAAGAGGUAUUUGACUACAGCUAUAGAGAUUACAUCCUGUCCUGGUACGGGCCACUCAGCAAAGAUGAAGGGCAGCUGUACCAGCUGCUAUCUGAAGACUUCUGGGAGAUGGCCAAGCAGCUGCGGCAGAGGUUGAGUCACAUUGAUGUAGUUAAAGUCGUCUGCAAUGAUGUAGUGAAAACUUUACUCUCACACUUCUGUGACCUUAAAGGAGCCAAUGCCAGGCAGGAAGAUCCACUGAGACCUUUUUUGCUGCACCCAUGCCUGAGGAGCUCUGAUGAAGAAGUAAGAUUCCUGCAAAAAUGUUCUCAAAUUCUGGUGUGUUGUCUCCUAUCCUCAAAGGAUGUCCACUCUGUCAGCUUGCGCAUAGUCCUUGCAGAAAUCCUUGCAACAAAAGUACUGAAACCAGUGGUGGAAUUGCUGAGUGAUCCAGAUUAUAUUAACCAAAUGCUGCUCAGCCAGCUGGAGUACAGAGAACAGAUGAAUGAGCAUCAGAAGAAAGACUACACAUAUGCUCCUUCUUAUGAAGAGUUCAUCAAGCUCAUUAACAGCAGCUCUGAUGUUGAGUUCCUGAAACAACUGAGGUAUCAGAUUGUAGUGGAAAUAGUUCAGGCAACCACAAUCAGCAAUAUUCCCCAAGUGAAGAGGCAGAAAGGAAAAGAAACUGCAGCAAUGAAAGCUGACCUACUGAGGGCUCGCAAUGUGAAGAGGUAUAUCAAUCAGCUGACGGUGGCAAAGAAGCAAUGUGAGAAGAGAAUAAGGCUUCUGGGAGGCCCUGCUUAUGAGCAGCAGGAAGAUGGCAUUUCUGAGGAAGGUGAUGGUCCUCAGAGUCAGAAGAUUCUUCAGUUUGAAGAAAUUUUGGCCAACCCUUCUUACCGAGAGCACUUCCGAAUCUACAUGGAAAGGAUGGACAAGAUGGCUUUGAUUGGUCUUUGGGAGUCUGUGGAGUAUCUGAAGAAUGCUAACAAGGCUGAAAUACCUCAGCUGGUGAGUGAAAUUUAUCAGAAUUUUUUUGUGGAAAGCAGAGAAAUACCUGUGGAAAAAUCCCUUUAUAAAGAAAUUCAGCAAAGUCUCGUGGGAAAUAAAGGCAUUGAAGUAUUCUACAGAAUUCAGGCAGAUGUUUAUGAAACUCUAAAGGACAGAUACUACCCCUCAUUUAUUGUCAGUGAUUUAUAUGAGAGAUCAGUUAAGAAGGAAGAAGAAAGAAGUUCUGCUCAGCUAACUCCUGAGGACAAAGAUGAAGUGGGGCAUAGAAGCCAAAGUUGUGAAGAAACUACUGAAGAAUGCAGCACAAGAAUUAAUGAACAGGCCAGUUAUGCUGUAAAUAAGCUUCGCCAGCUAAAUGAUAAGCUUGAGUAUAAAAAACAGGCUCUAAAUUCUAUAUGUAAUUCGCCAAAACCCGACAAAAAGAUUGUUUCUAAGCUGAAGGAUGAAAUUACUCUGAUGGAGAGAGAGCACAAUGACCUUCAGCUGCACAUUGCAAGAACGGACUGCUGGUGUGAGAAUCUCGGCAUGUGGAAAGCCCUCAUUGUCUCGGGAGAGGUUUUGGAAGAGAAUGGAGAACAAGUGCCCUGUUACUCUGUCAUGGUGAGUUUACAAGAAGUUGGUGGAGCUGAAACUAAGAACUGGACUGUUCCCAGGAAGCUCAGCGAGUUUCAGAACCUACACCGGAAACUCAGUGAGUGUUUUACAUCAUUAAAGAAAGUUCAGUUGCCUUCCCUCAGCAAACUGCCCUUCAAAUCCAUAGACCAGAAAUUCAUGGAGAAAUCCAAGAACCAGCUCAAUAACUUUCUACAGAAAUUGCUCUCUGAUGAAAGACUCUGCCAGAGUGAAGCACUUUAUGCCUUCUUAAGCCCUUCCCCAGAGCACCUCAAAGUUAUUGAUGUGCAAGGAAAGAAGUCAUCUUUUUCACUCUCCUCAUUUCUAGAACGACUUCCUGGUGAUUUGUUUUCUCAUCAAGAGGAAGAAACAGAAGAGGACAGUGACCUGUCGGACUAUGGAGAGGAGGUGGAUGGGAAAAGGGACUCUCUUGCUGAACCGUGUUUCAUGCUGAUUGGAGAGAUUUUUGAGCUGCGAGGAAUGUUCAAGUGGGUCAGAAAAACAUUAAUUGCACUAGUACAAGUCACUUUUGGAAGAACUAUCAACAAGCAAAUCCGUGACACUGUACACUGGAUGUUCAGUGAACCAAUGCUUGUUUAUUACAUUGGUGUGUUUCGAGAUGCUUUUUGGCCAAAUGGAAAGUUAGCACCACCACCAAGAGCCAAAAGUGAGGAACAAAAGCAAGAGACAAAACAGAGAGCACAGCAGAAACUACUUGAAAACAUUCCAGAUACUCUGCAGAGUCUUGUUGGACAACAAAACGCCCGUCAUGGUGUAGUGAAAGUGUUCAACGCGUUGCAAGAAAGAAAGGCUAACAAGCAUCUACUCUAUGUUUUGCUGGAACUGCUGCUAACUGAACUGUGUCCUGAGCUAAAAGCUCAUUUAGAGCAGCUUAAUGCCACUUAGGUUUGAACCUGCACAAUUGGACCACUAGAGAAAUGUCUAUGUCCAAUAAUAGACAUGAAACUUAUUUUCCUCUUUUCCAUAGAGGGCUGAGGACUACAACUAUUUUUAGCUUUUUUUUUUCCUCUUAAGUUUUUUGUGAAGUAAACAGAAUUGAAAAGAUCUGAUGCUGUAGUAGGGUAGACAAAACAAUGCUGUAUAGUUGCCAAUUUUUAUUUAAAUUGUUCUAUUUGACUACUCUUCUGUUUCAAAUAUAGAUCAAAAAAUAAAUGUUCAUAUAAGCUGAAAGAAACCAGAAAAUAUUUUAAACAUUUAUGAAAAUAAAUUUUGCUUAUAGUGGUAAACUGAUGAAUGUUGUACAGUUCUAAUCUCCUCACUGAGGAUUUGAGCAUUCCUUUUUUCUUGUGUAUUGAAAAUGCCUUGUUGUGCAAUACCACAUGUAAAGCUAUUGUGAAAAUUUGAUCCAUUCUGUUUUUACCAAAGAUUUCCCGUAGUUUGAAGCAUUUGUAAGCAAUAAAUAACACAACUGGAUUGCAGUACU
Chaetura pelagica (chimney swift) is the source of this 3058-nucleotide messenger RNA. RefSeq names its product sorting nexin 25 (gene SNX25). NCBI's taxonomy places the organism in Eukaryota, Metazoa, Chordata, Aves, Apodiformes, Apodidae. Gene Ontology annotation, cellular component: intracellular membrane-bounded organelle; early endosome membrane. Gene Ontology annotation, molecular function: phosphatidylinositol binding. The record is from RefSeq and is a predicted model, not a curated record. Bases 1 to 2520 code for a protein of 839 amino acids. The transcript has 19 exons.